Molecule: messenger RNA, 1725 nt
Organism: Syngnathus typhle (broad-nosed pipefish)
Lineage: Eukaryota; Metazoa; Chordata; Actinopteri; Syngnathiformes; Syngnathidae
Gene: ints15
Product: integrator complex subunit 15
Exons: 8
Coding region: 147-1511 (454 amino acids)
Source: RefSeq, a predicted model, not a curated record
UAAUAAUAAUAAUAAUGUCAAGGGGAAUAGUUUUGUCCCACAGAGGCUUCCGUAGUACCCGGAAGUAAGUCCGGCGACAUUGAGUCACUCGGUUCAUCAUCACUCUGUAAUUUAAACACUUUAGGGAGUUUCACCCUAAGUUAGAGAUGGGGGACAUACGUCAGUCCUUAUUGCCUCGCGAUGUGCUGAGUGCUGCCAAGGAGCUGCUGUACCACUUGGACAUCUACAUCAGUAACCUUGUGCAAUCGGGUAGGCAGCCCCCCCAAGUAGACACAAAGACCUUGGAGCUGGUUGAGGAAUUUAUUCUGCAUGCACCAAAGGACAGAAGCGCAUUGACUAGGAGAAUGAGUGCACUUCAGGAGCUUCAGCUUCUGGAGAUAAUGUGCAGCUGUUUCCAGGAACAGAGCCGUGACACUGUUCGUCAGCUUAUGUUCUCCGCCCUCUUCAGCCUCCAAGGAAACCAGGCAGAUGACAGCCGCAUGGGACUGCUAAGCAAGCUGGUUUCCAUGGCAGUUGCUGUAGGCAGAGUUCCCAUCUUAGAAUGUGCUGCCACCUGGCUGCAGAGGACCCACCGUGUGUACUGCGUGCGCCUGGCACAGGUGCUGGUGGACGACUACUGCAGCAUGAUGCCAGGUUCAGUCCCUACCUUACAGAAUAUCCACAGUGCCAGUCCACGCUUCUGCUGCCAGUUCAUCACUGCUGUUACCACCCUCUAUGACUUCACUUCAGAGGAACUAAUCCCUCCUCUAGAGCUCCUCCAGAUGAUUGUGUCAUGGAUCCAAGAUGACCCUCACCUCGUCCUGGUCACCUUCCUGAACACACCUCUGUCUGGUAGCCAGCCACUCAGCUCAUUUGAUGUCACACCUCUGGGGGGCCUGGUGCGCUGGUGCGUCAAAGCCCCACUGAGUUACCGGCGGGACAAGAAGCAGGCCUCUGUACACAGCAGCUCUGAGAGUGAACAGGAGGUGACAGGGCUUUUCUCUGCCCUGCAUUUGAGUGUCCUACAGGUCUUUGUGCUCUUGCCAAACAUACUCAACGAGAAAGGCAUUUUUGGGCGUCUGGCCCUCCUCCAGAUGGACUCCUUGGCCUCGCUGGUCUCCGACCUUUCUCGGCAAUCGGACCAGGCCGACAAACACACGCACACGUCAGCCGCUGAUAUACAUGCGUUAACGCAACUGGCUCUGGACCGGCUGGCUCAGGCCCUGCAGGUUGCCAUGGCCAAUGGCGCCUUGCUCUGCUCGAGAGAGGACCUGAGAGCCAUCUGUUCACGCCUGCCACACAACAAUUUGCUCCAGCUGGUCUUUUCAGGCCCAGUGAUGUACUACAACAACAUCCACACACCUCCUGUGGCCUUCAGCCCUCACGCAUCCCAUUCUCCCAUUGCCUCGCACUCCAUCCACCCAGCACACGCCCCGCACACGCCGCUGGCCAACCUUCCCUCGCCGCAUCCCAACUCCCAUCCUCAGUACCCAGCGCAGCCUUUCAUGACCGGGAUGCCGUUUCCCUUCUGACCGAGCCACUGAAGAAAACAAAUCCUGUCGUCUUUUGUGAGUUAAACUCAUUCAUGUUCGUAUGUGUGCGCAUGAAAUGUUUGUUUGUGUGCAUGAUUAAAUGGCUGUACAACAUCUAAUGUAUUAUAAUGUGAAUAAGCACAUUGACCUUUGAACGUCUGUGUGGCUAACAUCUUUCUCCAAUAAAUAUUUUUCUACUUCUCCUUAUACUCCA